AUGACUGAAUGGGGAUUCGCCCAGUUACUUUCUCACGAUAUUCUCAAUGAAUCAUCAAAUGGUUAUCUUGUUGAUGACACGUGUGUCUUUGGGGUGGAAGUUUUUGUCAUUAAAGGUACUUGUAGAGGGGAGAAUUUGUCGAUGGUAAAUCAACCUCAGCCUAAUUAUUUCACUUGGAGGAUUGACGACUAUUCGGCCUUGAAAGAUGAAGUUUAUUUAUCUGAGCAAUUCAUUGUGGAAGGGCGAAGAUGGUUACAACCUUUAUCAUUAUAUUUUGAAUAUGGGAAGUUGAGGCUCGAGCCGGAGGGAGGAGGAGCAGGAGCCAACAAAUACUUGUCUAUCUAUCUCUGUUUAGAUGAUGAUUUAGAAAGUCUUCCUCCCAACAGAAAGUUGUACUCAAAAUACAAGGUGCGAAUAAGGAACCAAAUCAAUAACAAUCAUCUUGAAAAGACAGCUGAGUACUGGUUCUCUGACUCCGUGACUUACGGUUUUCCCAAGUUUUUGUCAAAGAUAGAUCUCCAAGAUACAUCACAGGACUACUUGAUUGAUGAUGGUUUGUUCAUUGAAUACAAAAUUGAUGUCAAAUCUGUGGUUAAGGAUUUCUCCUCAAAUUAA
Alnus glutinosa is the source of this 615-nucleotide messenger RNA. Its product is annotated as MATH domain and coiled-coil domain-containing protein At3g58250-like. The coding region runs from base 1 to 615 and encodes 204 amino acids. Lineage: Eukaryota; Viridiplantae; Streptophyta; Magnoliopsida; Fagales; Betulaceae. Gene Ontology annotation, molecular function: protein binding. The transcript has 3 exons. The record is from RefSeq and is a predicted model, not a curated record.